AUCAAGACCCUUCUGGUCACCUUUUUCUUCGUGUUCCUCACCCUCGACAACAAUGGGCGGCGGAGCAGAAAAAUCGUUCGCCUCAACGGCAGCCGGAGAUAUCACCACUCCAAAAGAUAGAGAAGAAGAUGUAAGCUUGACUGACUUAAAGAAAAGAAUGGCCGAUUUCGCAAAGGAAAGAGAUUGGGAUCAGUUUCAUAGUCCACGAAAUCUCCUCCUCGCACUGGUGGGGGAAGUGGGAGAGUUAUCAGAGAUAUUUCAAUGGAAAGGCGAGGUACCAAAAGGGCUUCCGGAUUGGAAAGAUGAAGAAAAACAACAUCUCGGGGAGGAAUUAUCAGAUGUGUUGUUAUAUCUAAUCAGGCUAUCGGAUAUUUGUGGUAUUGAUCUUGGGAAAGCUGCACUUAGAAAACUACAAGUCAACGCCAUUAAGUACCCGGUCAACCUUUCCAAGGGAUCUUCCAAAAAACAUAAUCAAAUCGUAAACAGCUCUUUUCCGGCCACCACAACCACCGCCAAUGGCGGCGGCAGCAGCAUAGAGGAUGGUGUUGGUGUAUCUCAUGAUGGUGUUUGAUCCUUUUGUUUUAUUUCUUGUUUUUACGGUUGACCUAAUGAAAUUUCUUUUAUAUGGUUUCUAAUUGUUUAAUCAAUUUUCAUUUAUAUGGUCCCUGUUUGUGUGGUUGCGGACAUUAUAUUGUUAUGUGGUCCUCUUUGUUUUAACUUUUUCUUCUAGAAUGUUUGGUUUUUAACUUCUUUCAACUGUUUCUUCUAUGGUCCCUGUUUGUGUGGUUGCGGAC
Lactuca virosa is the source of this 794-nucleotide messenger RNA. The record is from the annotation of a GenBank genome assembly. NCBI's taxonomy places the organism in Eukaryota, Viridiplantae, Streptophyta, Magnoliopsida, Asterales, Asteraceae.